AUGGCGAUGCCAUGGCGCGCUAUUUUAAUCACUGAUAAAUUCCUUGUGUUAAUCCUAGUGGUGCUGAUAGAGAAUGAUAUUGAUGCCAGACCAUUUUCCUCUCAAGUUUUGGCAUGUUUGCCACCCUUACCAUGGGUUGUUUCUGCUGAAGAUAUAGCGAAUCCCAUUAGGAAAGAUUUGCGCCAUUUACGUGUGUUCAGUGUUGAUCCUCCAGGAUGCAGGGACAUUGACGAUGCAUUGCAUUGUACACUUCUUCCAAAUGGUCAUUUUGAAGUGGGAGUUCAUAUUGCUGAUGUGACAAACUUUGUUCAACCUGGAACCCCCUUGGAUGACGAGGCCGCGCAAAGGGGUACAUCUGUCUAUCUUGUUGAGAGGCGUAUAGACAUGCUUCCAAAACCUCUGACAGAAGAUAUUUGUUCAUUGCGCUCAGACAUCGAGAGAUUAACAUUUUCUGUUAUAUGGGAGAUGACACCCGAAGCAGAAAUUAUUUCCACAAGGUACACGAAGGCCAUUAUCAAAUCUUGUGCAGCAUUAUCUUAUGUGGAGGCUCAGGCGAGGAUGGAUGAUAGCCGUUUGAUGGAUCCAUUGACCACAGAUCUGCGUAAUCUGAAUGCUUUAGCAAAGAUAAUGAGGCAAAAACGCAUUGAGAGAGGAGCCUUAACGCUUGCUUCUGCUGAAGUCAAAUUUCAAAUCGAUACUGAAACUCAUGAUCCCCUUGAUAUCGGUAUGUAUCAAAUUCGAGAAGCGAACCAGAUGAUUGAAGAGUUCAUGCUUGCUGCUAAUAUAUCAGUUGCUAAGAAAAUUUUGGAACAUUUUCCCCUCACCUCGCUGUUAAGACGGCAUCCAAGCCCCACUAAAGAGAUGCUUGAACCUUUACUUCGAACUGCUGCUGCUGUUGGUAUCUGUUUGGAUGUGACGUCUUCGAAAGCACUCGCUGAUUCACUUGAUCAUGCGGUGGGUGAUGAUCCGUACUUCAAUAAACUUAUUCGCAUUCUGGCGACAAGAUGCAUGACACAGGCUGUGUACUUUUGUAGUGGAGAUCUCAGCCCUCCAGAGUUUUCUCAUUAUGGUCUUGCUGCUCCCUUGUACACACAUUUCACUUCUCCUAUACGAAGAUAUGCUGAUGUAAUCGUGCACCGAUUGCUUGCUGCAUCUUUGGGAAUAUCUAAGCUUCCAGAUAUAUUCCAAGAAAGACCUCGACUAACGUGUAUUGCUGACAAUUUGAAUUAUCGCCACAAGAAUGCUCAGAUGGCUAGUCGGGCAUCAGUUGAGCUCCAUACGCUCAUUUACUUCAGAAAAAGGCCUACUGAUACCGAGGCGCGAAUAUUGAAAAUAAGAUCAAAUGGCUUCAUUGUUUUUGUACCCAAGUAUGGAAUUGAAGGACCUGUAUAUUUGGUGGCGAGAGGUGAGAAGGCAGGGGAAUGGACGAUUGACGAGCAGCAACAAAAGAUUAAGAAGAUUAAUGGUGACGUCUCGUAUGGUAUUCUGCAGACUGUGAGAAUUCACAUGGAGGUGGUAGAGCCAUACCCAAACAGGCCAAAGCUUGAGCUUACACUCAUCUAA
This is a messenger RNA of Striga hermonthica, 1563 nucleotides long. NCBI's taxonomy places the organism in Eukaryota, Viridiplantae, Streptophyta, Magnoliopsida, Lamiales, Orobanchaceae. The record is from the annotation of a GenBank genome assembly.